Molecule: messenger RNA, 327 nt
Organism: Staurois parvus
Lineage: Eukaryota; Metazoa; Chordata; Amphibia; Anura; Ranidae
Source: the annotation of a GenBank genome assembly
UAUCUAUCCAGCGAAUCUAAAAAUGCCCAGCUGGAAUCAGCCUUGGACCAUGUUCAGAAACGUGUGUUGCUCCAGCCACUGCAUGUACCAGAGAGUGAGCUCUUCAGGCCUAGAAAGCAGGAAGUUGAGCAGCUAAAAUCCAAAGAUUUCCUGGGGAAACCAAAGGUCAUCUCCUCUGUGGUUCCAAAUGAUCAAUACAGUGGAUUUGAGCCCCUCCGCCCUCAGAAACCCGGAUUUUAUGAGCCUUGUCAGGAAGCCAUGCAAGGUCGAGAGGCUGGAUAUCAUCGUGUUUUGGUUCAUUAUUACCCAGAAAAUUCCGGGGAGGUG